UUUUCUGAGUCUAAGGAAGCGCCUUGAGGACAAAUAUAUGGGAGAGUCCAUGAGGAAAGUAGUAGCACAAAAGGACUAAUGUUUUGUUCUCAUAUUUCCGGGGUCUCCUCGCGGAAUUCAGUGAAGUGGAGGAAUUCCUAAAGUUUCCCCGGUUUCGUUUUUAGUCAACUUAAUCUUCAAAGUCAACAAAGCCUUGACGAUCUCGGGCUAAAACCUAGCACCCAGUCUCAGUUUCCAACAGGGGUAGAGAUGACGAAAAAACCGUCACUUAAUAAGCACUUGCUGCGGUAGCCCACAGAGAAAACUACUCCCAGGAAGUGAUUUCCGGGUGGAGGUGGGAGGGGUGGCUAAUUUCCGGUCUGAGGGCCGGCGACCGCUCUUGCGCAAGCGCGGUUCACAUUUUCCUGGCUUUUCCCCCCCCCUCCCCCUACCUUCCCCAGCCUGAGGGGUCUUGAGGUGACAGCGACUGCGAUUCCAGCAGGAGGAGGAGAAGAUGGACAAGGGGAAGGCCGGGCGACGGCGAUCUUCAUCCGUAGGUCCAGGUGAUGGCUGCAUAUUAUGCAGUGUCUGAUGAACCAUAAUUGAAGUUCAAAACCAGAAUCUACAAUUAAUCAUGAAAUUGUCACAGAAGGGAAAAGGAAAAAGCCUUCAUCUUUGGAGUUACAUAAGAUAAAAAAGAUGUUAAAUGCAAAACCAGAGGAUGUUUGUGUUAAGUCACCAUUGUCCAAACUCAGAAGCUCAGAACGCUGGGAUCUUUCUUUGCAGGGGUGGAAAAGGAGCCUAAGAAAUAAGGUCCUCUCUGUAGACCAUAAAAGUAAAAAAGGUGUACGUGGGCGUCCUGUCACUUCUAAGACAUCACCAGAAAGGCAACUCAAAGUUGUGUUGACGAAUGUCCUAUGGACGGAUUUAGGACGAAAAUUCAGAAAGACCCUACCUAAAAAUGAUGCUAAUUUAUGUGAUGCCAACAAGGUGCAAUCAGACUCAUUGCCUUCGACAUCUGUUGACAGCCUAGAGACAUGUCAAAAAUUAGAACCUCUUCACCAAAGCCUUAAUUUAUCUGAAAGGAUACCCAGAGUUAUAUUGACGAAUGUCCUGGGAACGGAGUUAGGAAGAAAAUACAUAAAGACCUCACCUGUAACUGAGGCCAGUUUGGGUGAUACAGACAACUUGCAAUCAGAGCAGCUUUCUUCAUCAUCUGAUGGCAGCCUAGAAUCUUGUCAAAAUCUAAAUCCUCACAAGAGCUCCUUUUUAUCUGAAAGGAGUUCACAACCAAGUCAGACAGACAAUAAUUAUGCAAAGCAGGCUGCACACACUAAAGAAAAGCGAAGAGAUGAUGAUAGCAUUUCUCUUGUAAUGUCUGAUACUCAACCUAAAGACCUCAAUAGGGGAAGUAGAGGUUGUGAUCAUCUUGAAGAGGGGAGCAGAAACAAGGAUAAUACAUAUUCUGAUUCAAAAAUGGAACCCACUCUGAUUUCUAGGAAGAGAAAACAAAGGCUUAGAAGUAAUUUACCUGGUUCUCUUAAUCCCACUUCUUUGUAUAAGUCAGCAGAACAGACAAAAGAACAAGAAAAUGACCCAACAGUAUCCACUGAGUUGGAAAAGUCAAGUGAAAACUAUCAGGAGGAUCCAAAACUGCUUGAAGAAAUUAUGCUUGAACCCAUAGAAAGUGAUUUUACUAAACUAUCCUCACUUUGUAGUCAGGAGUUGGCUUUGAGUGCUGCUCCCCAAAUCACCUCUGAAUGUUCAACCACUAAAACUUUUGAGAGCUCUAUUUCUACUGAUACUGUGGGGAAUUGUCCUGUGGUCGAGAAGGAUGAGAAUGAAUUGAACACAAUAGAAAAACCUGUUUUAAGUGAACAUAGUGAAGGGAACCAAUCAUUUAUCUCUGCUGAACCAAUUGUUGUUUCCAGUGAUGAAGAAGGACCCGUUGAACAUAAAAGUUCAGAAAUUCUUAAAUUACAACCUAAGCAAGAUCAUGCCAUCUCUAAUGAAAGUGAGAGUACUUCUGAGCAAGCAGUGUCAGAACUACCACUGAUUACAUGUGAAUCUGUACGGGCUUCAUCUGAAUUAUGUCCAUAUAAUCCUGUCAUGGAAAACAUUUCCUGUGUUAUACCUAGUAAUGAGAUGGAUCUACAACUGGAUUUUAUAUUUACUUCUGUUUAUAUUGGUAAAGUAAAAGGAACUUCUAAAGGUUGUGUUACAUUCACGACAAAGUAUAUUAAGAUCCCAUUUCAAGUGUCCCUGCAUGAGAUUUCAUUGCUAGUGGAUACUACACAUUUAAAGCGGUUUGGGUUAUGGAAAAAUAAAGAUGAUGAUCACAGUAAAAGAAGUCAUGCUAUCCUCUUUCUUUGGGUCUCCUCAAAUUAUCUUCAAGAGAUUCAGACCCAAUUAGAAAACUCUAUAUUAAGCCAGCAAUCAAAAUCCAUUGAAUUCAUUUUCCUUGAGCUACACAGUUCUAUUUCACAGAGAGAAGAGUUGAAAUUGCAAGACAUUAUGACAGAAAUAAGUACAGCCAAUGGAGAAUUAGAGCUUUCUUAUCCAUUGUCUUGGGUUCAGGCACUUCCUUUAUUUCAGAACCUCUCUUCAAAAGAAAGCUCUUUUAUUCAUUAUUACUGUGCUUCAACUUGUUCUUUCCCUGCUGCUACUGCUGAAGAAAUGAAGAUGAAAUCAAUAUCUCAGCCCUCAAAUACAGAUACAGCCAAGCCUACUUACACCUUACUGCAGAAGCAAAGUAGUGGUUGCUACUCACUUUCUAUUACAUCGAAUCCAGAUGAAGAAUGGCGAGAAGUCAGGCACACUGGACCUGUUCAGAAGUUGAUUGUAUAUCCUCCACCACCUACUAAAGGGGGUUUAGGAGUAACUAAUGAAGAUCUGGAGUGCUUAGAAGAAGGAGAGUUUCUUAAUGAUGUAAUCAUUGAUUUCUACCUUAAGUAUCUUAUAUUGGAGAAGGUGUCAGAUGAACUUGUUGAACGAAGUCACAUUUUUAGUAGCUUUUUCUACAAAUGCUUGACAAGAAAGGAAAAUAAUUUAACAGAAGAUAAUCCAAAUCUUUCAAUGGCCCAGAGAAGACAUAAGAGAGUAAGAACAUGGACUCGUCACAUAAACAUCUUUAAUAAAGAUUACAUCUUUGUGCCUGUAAAUGAGUCGUCUCACUGGUAUCUUGCAGUCAUUUGUUUUCCAUGGUUAGAAGAAGCUGUGUAUGAAGAUUUUCCACAAACUAUAUCCCAGCACUCCCAGGCUCAGCAAUCCCAACAUGACAACAAAACAAUAGAUAAUGAUCUGCAUACUUCUUCAGCACUAUCCUUGGGUACAGAAGAUUCUCAAAGUCCUGAGAUGAAUAUGUCAGUACCAAAGAAAAUGUGUAAAAGGCCGUGCAUUCUCAUACUAGACUCCUUGAAAGCUGCUUCUAUACAAAACACAGUUCAGAAUUUACGAGAGUAUUUAGAGGUAGAGUGGGAAGUUAAACGAAAAACUCAUCGUGAAUUCAGCAAAACAAACAUGGUGGACCUAUGCCCUAAAGUUCCUAAACAAGAUAAUAGCAGUGAUUGUGGAGUAUAUUUACUGCAAUAUGUGGAAAGCUUCUUUAAGGAUCCUAUUGUUAACUUUGAACUUCCAAUUCAUUUGGAGAAAUGGUUUCCUCGUCAUGUAAUAAAGACCAAACGGGAAGAUAUUCGAGAGCUCAUUUUGAAACUUCAUUUACAGCAACAGAAGGGCAGCAGUAGCUAGUUAAUCUGUACAAACAUGACACAGAUGUUCUAUACGAUUACUGGAAAGCUGCUUAUCAGCAUUUGUGUUAGCCAGCUCACAGAGAAGAAAAUAACUUGCAGUAGUUUUAUAAGUCACUGUACAUUAUUUAAAAUAUAUAAGAUAUAAUAUUAGAAUUGUUAGGAUCUCAUAGAUGGAGUGGAAAUGGGGGUGAUAUAGAUAAAGUCAUUAGAUAGAAAUUAAAAUUUCAUAAAUAUUUGAUAUUUUUCUGAUUAAAUAUGCUUGGAUUAUGCAAUAGCAUAUGUAAUGUGGGAAUGUUUUUAUAGAUAAUAAAACUAUGUGAUCUGUACUUCCACAUAACUGGGAGUUGAAGGGAGUUAGGUCCUCCCUGGUGCCAGCCCCAGUGCUUGUCAAAUUCAUUGACAAGUCACAUUAUAUUGUAAUUCUAUUCUUUGCAGCUCAAGCAUGCAAUAUGAAUACUGUGUAUUUUUUUUUUUUUAAAGAAUUUAGUAUCAAGGCUUCAGAAAAUGCCAUUUACGGCAUCCCUUCUGUAUAGUGUGAGAGAAGACAUAAUGUUAGGAAGGUGAUAAAAAUUCACUCUUUCAAUGCGCAGCUUAUUUUUCUCAGUUGCUAAGUGAAACCAUUACUCUAUUCUAAUUGUUGUUUGUUUUCCAUUUCUUUUGAUGUCAUGUGUGGGGAUCUGAGAAUUUAGUUCAUUCAUUCAGAGUGAAAUUUGGAAGAAAAAUUUAGCUAUCCAAAAUAGGUUUUUAAAAAUUGUAUAUGUAGCUCAACUGAGUUUAUUUGAGGUAUAGCUAUAUAAAUAUUGACUUCUAUCCUUUUCUUACAUCCCAGAAUAUAUGUACACAGUUUCUGUAAGUAUAGAAGAUAAAAUUGGUGACUUCAUAACUUUAAUUUAAAAAAUAUCCUCAAAGUCUUCUAUAUUAAUUGUUAGGACUAAAUACAUAAUUUUAUAGCUGUUUACCCAGUAUUCAUCUGCAAAAGCCAGAUUGCUCUCAUUGCUUUUGUAUUUUUAAAUUGUAAUUUUUAAGGACCUGUGAUCCCCAUGGAGCAUAAGUUUUUAUGAAAUGUUCAGGUAACAGUUCUGAAUUGAUGUGAUGAUGGUGGUAUUACAUAUGAUUAAACACUUCAUAACCUUCUAAUGUUAUCAGGAAUAUUUUGAGGGGAUGAUUAUAUUGUAUUUUCUCAGAUAAGAAAAAUGUUUUUUAAUCUUCUGUUUUAAACAUCUCUUAGAUUUACAUUGUUACUGUAUAUAAAGCAGUGAAGCAAAGGCAAUUUAAGAUGAAGCUAAAAGUCAGAACAUUUUAUUUCAAAAUCCUGUGAAUUGAGGUUGUCAGUUAAGCCUUAGUGUCCUUAAGUUUCUGUUAAUCUUGCCAUCAUCUUUAUAUUGUUAAAGAUAUUUGUCCUUUGGAGAUUUCCUAUAAAGAUGGUUAUAAUAACAUGUUUCAUUCCCAAUUUCUGUGUGGGGGGAGGGGAUUUUUUAGAUGACUUAAUUAUUUUGUAUAUCUAAUUUUGGGAAAGCAAGUAUCUAAUACAUCUCCUUGUGACUUCUUAACUUUUUUGUUUGUAUGUUUUUCAAAGACACCACUGUUCUUUAUCAUGUUUUGAAGAUUGUUUAAAAUUCGUUUUCCUAAAUUCAUAUGGAAAUAGUGCUUUGAGAAUAUCAACAUUUUAUAUUAAACAUGUUUCCAAUUCA
Physeter macrocephalus (sperm whale) is the source of this 5419-nucleotide messenger RNA. RefSeq names its product SUMO specific peptidase 7 (gene SENP7). The transcript is spliced from 25 exons. The record is from RefSeq and is a predicted model, not a curated record. Gene Ontology annotation, molecular function: SUMO-specific endopeptidase activity. NCBI's taxonomy places the organism in Eukaryota, Metazoa, Chordata, Mammalia, Artiodactyla, Physeteridae. Bases 679 to 3726 code for a protein of 1015 amino acids. Gene Ontology annotation, biological process: protein desumoylation; proteolysis. Gene Ontology annotation, cellular component: cytoplasm; nucleus.